Molecule: messenger RNA, 3207 nt
Organism: Myotis lucifugus (little brown bat)
Lineage: Eukaryota; Metazoa; Chordata; Mammalia; Chiroptera; Vespertilionidae
Gene: GUCY2F
Product: guanylate cyclase 2F, retinal
Biological process (GO): protein phosphorylation; intracellular signal transduction; receptor guanylyl cyclase signaling pathway
Molecular function (GO): ATP binding; peptide receptor activity; protein kinase activity
Source: RefSeq, a predicted model, not a curated record
AUGGAGAAAGACUUAGCCUGCAUCAUCGUGAAAGAAUCCUCUGCAUUUGCUGAUACCACUUCAUUUAUUCUUAUUCAUUUUCGACUCAUUGUGGUCCCUCAAAAGACAGAGAGACACUAUGACCUUGCAUUGUACAAGUUCUUAUGGUGUUUGUGCCUCCUGGCCUUCACAUCUCUCCCUAAGCAGGUAAUGGCACCACCCCCCGCCCCCCGGCACAAGAUAGGUGUUGUGGGCCCUUGGUCUCGUGAUCAUUUGUUCUCAAAGGCCCUGUCUGAAGUUGCUGCUCAAUUAGUCACUGAAUGGAUCAGUAGAGACCCAUUAUUUGACCUGGGUUAUUCUUUUGAAUAUGUGAUUUUCAAUGAAGGCUGCCAGACUUCCAGGGCCCUUUCCAGUUUCAUUUCUCACCACCAGGUGGCUUCAGGAUUCAUUGGACCUGUCAACACCGGCUACUGAGAGGCAGCCCUGCUGCUAGGAAACAGCUGGGACAAAGGGAUUUUCUUUUGGGCUUGUGUAAAUUAUGAAUUAGAUUUAAAAAAUAACGAUCCGACCUUUUCUCGGACACUCCCUUCUUCCAUGGUGAUGGUAACUGUCAUGGAAUAUUUCCAGUGGGCUCAGACUGGAGUAAUUUCUUCAGAUGAAGACAUUUGGGUGCACACAGCCAAUCAAGUUGCAAAUGCUCUUCAGAGCCAUGGCCUCCCUGUAGGGGUCGUCCUGAACACAGGACAAGACAUUCGGGAACCUCUUCUGUAAAUUUGCCUGGCAGACAGAAUUCGCAUAAUAAUCAUGUGUAUGCAUUUGGCCUUGAUUGUGAGAGGGACUCAAACAUAUUCCUUGGAAUGGGCUCAUGAUCUAAAAAUGACUGAUGGAACCUAUGUCUUUGUUCUCUAUGAUGCCCUACUCUACAAUUUACCUUAUAAGCAUACCCCCUACCAGUUCCUGAAGAGUAAUCCAAAACUCUGGGAAGCCUAUGAUGCUGUGUUCACCAUUACAGUGGAGUACCCCAAAAAGACAUUCUAUGAAGCCUAUACAGAGGCAGCAACUAGAGGUGAAAUUCUUGAGAAACUGGAGUCAGAUCAAGUUUCACCGUUGUUUGGAACCAUCUACAAUUCAAUUUACCUUAUCGCACAAGCCAUGAAUAAUGCUGUGAAAGAAAAUGGACGGGCUAGUGCUGCCAGCCUGGUUCAGCAUUCCAGAAACAUGCAGUUCUGUGGAUUCAACCAGUUGAUAAAGACAGGUUCAAAUUGAAAUGGAAUUUCAGAAUAUGAAAUCCUGGACACCAACUGGAAAGAAUGGGAACUCCAUGGAACUUACACUGUGGACAUGGAAACAGAGCUGCUACAAUUCAUAGGGACUCCCAUUCACUUCCCUCGUGGCAGGCCUCCUGGAGCAGAUGCAAAAUGUUGGUUUGCAGAAGGGAAGAUCUACUGAGGAGGCAUGGGCCCUGUCUUUGCUGUGAUGGUCUGCCUUGCUUUGCUUAUAACCCUGCUAUCUAUUAAUGGAUUUUCUUACUUUAUAAGGUGUCAUAUAAAUAAAAUCCAGUUGAUUAAAGGACCCCAUAGAAUUCUACUGACUUUGGAGAAUGUGACAUUUAUCAAUCCCCAUUUUGGCAGUAAGGGUAAUUGGGUGUGGCUGAAAAAGUUCCCCUCUGGAGAUGUUAAGUCCAUCAAAUCCAGUGCAAGUGAUAAAACCAAUCUGAUGAGAGACCUAUAUCAUGAAAAUAUUAACCCUUUGUUGGGCUUCUUCUAUGAUUCGGGAAUGUUUGCCAUUGUGACAGAAAUCUGUUUCCGAAGGAGUCUAGAAGACAUACUGAUGAAUGAAGAUGUGAAACUAGACUGGAUGUUUAAAUCAUCACUCCUGCUGGAUCUCAUUAAGGGCAUGAAGUACUUACACCAUAGAGAGUUUGCUCAUGGGAGGCUGAAAUCUCGGAACUAUGUGGUAGAUGGGCAUUUUGUACUAAAAGUGACAGAUUAUGGCUUUAAUGACAUCUUGGAAAUGCUAAGACUCUCCCAAGAGAAACCUUCUGAAGAAUUGUUGUGGACAGCCCCUGAACUGCUGAGAGCCCCCAGGGGAAGCAAGUUAGGUUCUUUUGCAGUAGAUUUCUAUAGCUUUGCCAUCAUCAUGCAUGAAGUGAUGGUCUGGGGAACCCCAUUCUGCAUGAUGGACCUGCCUGCUGAAGAAAUCAUAGACAGACUUAAGAAGCCUCCUCCUGUGUAUAGACCAGUAGCUCCUCCUGAGCGUGCCCCUCCAGAAUGUCUCCAGCUGAUGAAGAAGUGCUGGGCUGAGGCUGCAGAACAACGACCAACUUUUGAUUUAAAUACAUUUAAUCAGUUCAAAACUUUCAAUAAAGAGAAAAAGACCAAUAUCAUUGAUUCUAUACUUUGGAUGUUGGAACUAUAUUCUAGCAACUUGGAAGAUCUGAUCCAGGAAUGGACUGAAGAGCUGGAAAUUGAAAAACAGAAAAACUUCACACAGAUGCUACCACCAUAUGUAUCAGUUGCUGAAUCCCUCAAAAAGGGCUGCACGGUUGAACCUGAGGGCUUUGACUUGAUCACCUUGUACUUCAGUGACAUGGUGUGCUUCACCACCAUCUCAGCCAUGAGUGAGCCCAUUGAGGUGGUGGAUCUUCUCAAUGACCUGCACAUACUCUUUGAUGCCAUCAUUUGCAGUCAUGAUGUCUACAAAGUAAGUUAAUAACCAUUGGUGAUUGGUGAUGCUUACAUGGUGGCAUCAGGCCUCCCAAAGAGGAAUAGCAGUAGGCAUGCAGCUGAGAUUGCAAGCAUGUCCCUCGAUAUCCUGAGAUCUGUGAGUAUUUUCAAGAUGCGGCACAUGCCAGAGGUGCCAGUCUAGAUUUAAAUAGGCCUGUACUCAAGGCCAGUUGUUGAUGGAGUGAGGGGCCUCACCAUGCCCAGAUACUGCUUAUUCGGAGAUACUGUGAACACAGCUUCUCGGAUGGAAUCAACAGGGUUACUUUAUUACAUUCAUGUCAUUCAUAGCACUAAGACAAUUCUUCAAGCUCUGAGUGAGGGCUAUGAAGUGGAGCUUUGUAAGGGCAAAGGCACAGAAAAAAAAAGUUUCACAAAGCCCCUUCUUGUGCCCCCACCAGUGGGCGAAGUGGGUAAUCAAGUGGGGCAUGGCCUGCAACUGGUGGUUAUUGCAGCCUUCCAAAGAAGAAAAACAGAAAGGCAGCUGGUAAGAAACAAGCCAUAA